CCACAUCCUGAUCGUAGCAGACUGCAGUGGAAUGAACACCGGCAGGGACGGAGAAAUGGAAACGGUGGCCGGCGGGAUCCCCCUCCCCAUCCCCGAAGGCCCCUUCCUUGACGUUCUCUCGCGUCUCUCCAUCAAGGACCUCCACCGAUCCACAAGCUUGUCUAGAGAGUGGCGACUGGCGAGACGUCUUCAUCAACUUUCCAGAGAGCCGUAAGAAUCUCUCCCAAACCCUACAAGGGUUUUUCUACGUCGGCUGUGACUGCAGGAGCCACGACGAUAAGGUCGGCGGCGAUAAUAGAGACGGUGACGACGACGGAGACGGCGCCCGCGGCGAUGACGACGGUGGAAACGGCAGCGACUGGGACGAGGACGAGGACGAGGACAGCAGCCGCGAAGUGGGGCAUGGUCGUGACAGGGCAUGUUCCGGUAACUACGGUCUGCGUUUCUUUGACCUGUUGGCCAAAUCAAUGCCUGUCCCAGAAGACACGGACACAGAAUUUUCCUUCAUAGAGUUGCCGGACCACGUCGGCACCAUCGAUCUCUUGAGUUCAUGCAACGGGCUUCUCCUGUUCGGGUGCACAGAGGAGGGUUCAGAGAGCUACCACUCGCUGGGCUACGUCGUUUGCAACCCGGCCACCAAGCAGUGGGCGGCGGUGCCCAGCUCCGGCUGGGUUGUUAAGCAGGGAGAAGAGCGCGAGGAGGAGUUCGAGAGCACGUUCCUGUUCUUCGACCCGUCCGUGCCCUCGCGCUUCCUCCUGAUCCAGUUCUGGCACGACGAGGACGCCGCUCUCGACCUCGUCGGAGACAAAGGCGUGCACGUCUACUCCUCCGAGACCGGGGAAUGGAGCAACCGGUCGAGUGAGUGGAAGCAGUUCGCAAGGGGAGGUGAGUGGGGCGAUAGGUACGGAGUCAUGAUAACAUCCUGGUUGGGCAGUUCCUUCCUGAACGGCAUGCUGCAUUUCUUCGUCCAACGGAUGUGUGAAGGCGACGUGCUCGUGGUCGCCAUUGACGGGGAAGGGAGCGUACGCAGGACCAUCCGCUGGCCACUGCACAUGUUUAGCCAGCCUGUUUUUAUCGGCCAGUCGCAAGGGCGCCUGCGUUGCGUCAGUGAGCGUCGUGGACUACGACGACGACAGGAUGAAGCCCAGAGUCACAGAGUAACACCGUCGUACAUUGACAUUGACGUCCUUCCGGAGGACCACGACGAGCCUGAGGAGUCGCAGAUAACGAUGUUCGCCAUCAGGGCCGAUGACUACGAAGUGGUCGCCGUUCAUCCGCAUGGGGAUUUGGUCUACUUCGUCCACCGCGGGAACGGGGAUCUCAUAGAGUACGACAUGGGUGGCAGCUACCCAGAGGAUGAACAGGUUUUGCGCCUCUGCAAUCUCGGGCACAAUUUCAGAGCUGUAACUCCCUACGUCCCCUGUUUCUCCAUGUCGUCUGCACUCCACACAAACGAGGAAUUAUUUGAUGUCUAGUUCUGCUGUAACUUAUUAUAUUAUGUGGUGCGUGCAUUCUAUAGUUCUGCUGUUGCUUGGAUUUGGAUGUAUCAUGUCCCUUUCCUUCAAUUCUGGAUCUGAUGGCUCUGUUCAAUCAGACAGUUGACGCCUGU
Molecule: messenger RNA, 1609 nt
Organism: Zea mays
Lineage: Eukaryota; Viridiplantae; Streptophyta; Magnoliopsida; Poales; Poaceae
Exons: 1
Coding region: 468-1475 (335 amino acids)
Source: RefSeq, marked predicted